AUGGAGUUAGUCGAUGCAGAUGUGAUCUACUACAAGUGCGGCAAGCGAGGCAGUAUGAUGACUUGCCGCUAUGUCAAAGUUGCUGCUGGUGCUAAGGCAGCAAGCAAAAGGUCUCCCAACCCGAAGGGAGGUGCGAAAAACCAGCGUGCACGACGCACGGGUUCAGCACCUGCCCAAGAUGGGUCGGAAAAAAAAUGCGGGAGCGCAGUAGGGGCGGGAUGUCCUACUGUCACGGACUCUGAAGCUACCCCUAAGUUCAGAGUGAUCGAACAAAUGGGUAGCAUAGUCCCUGAGGUUCCUAAAGUUGAUUCGGGUGCAUCACAAAACGUUGUGAAACUCGCGGCUCUGAAAAAGAGUCCGGCGAGUUAUGAGUCGCUUUGCCAGGAUGGCAAGCGAGAAGAGGCGAUCGUUCGUUUAGCGAACGGCGCGCUCGGUAAAUCGGAGGGAGUUCAAGUUGAACUUGUCUUCAGUUUCAGUGACUUCUCUUGUAAAGAGAAGUUCACAGUGCUAGGUAUGGAGAGUCCACUGGACACCGGAAAGGAUGUGCUCUUGCGAGAGGCUUAUGUGGCUGAUGUUAUGUCCAACACAGUCGAGGGUGCGAUGACGGUCGAAAUGACUGGUGUAGUGAAUGGGACGAUGACAGGUAGUCAUGCGUCCAAUAGUCCUGCACAGAGCCGAGAGCCUGUGGCAGUUGAUGGUGGGCUGACAGGAAGUCAAGCGCCACAAGAACCGGCACAGAGCCAAGAGCCUGGUGCGGUUGGAAGGAGUGCGUUAGCUGAGAUAGCAACGACACCUUCUUCCAGGUCAAAGGUCGUGGUGACUCGAAGAACGAGAACCAGACGUAUUAAGACGAUCAAGGGCACGUCGAAACGAGUGACCCUUGGAUCAGUCUCGGUCCAAGAGGACGGACCUACGAACGAGUUGUUCGAGGCCGUCGAAGACAAAAUGCUGGAGGCAUCCUCAGUUGAGGUGCUCCAACUUGUCUUGGCAUCUGCCGAGGAGAUAGUAAAUCUCUCGGAGAUGACGUGGGAUCUGUUCCUGUCCGAACUAAAGGAAGGAAAGAUCCACGAGAUAGUCGCACCAGUUCCAGAAGAGAACGUGAUGGACUGUUGCUCGUCGUCCACAAUGGACGAGAGCGUUUUGGAGACCGACAAAAAGAAACGGUAUGCUGCUCAAGGCUGGGAUGCCUUGAAGGACAGCCCGUUCUAUGAUGUUCUGUGGAAACACCGUGAUGUGUUUCCAGCAGAAGUGUCGAGCCGCCUACCGGCCAAUAGGGGCAUCAGGCACGAGAUUGACCUGGAGCCUGGCACCAAGUAUUGUGUGACCAGGCAAUGGCCGCUGCCGAAGGAACAAGUCGAUUACAUCGAUGAGUUCUUCGACAAGCGAGCUAAGGCGGGACAUGUACGUGAGAGCAAGUCGCCUCACUGCAGCCCGACCUUCUGUGUGCGUAAAGCAACAGGUGGAUGGCGCGUGGCUCAUGCUUAUAAUAAGCUGAACACGACCACCAUUCCGGCUCAAACGCCGAUCCCGCGGAAAGAUGUAUUGUUGAAUUCCAUGGGAAAGUCAACUAUCUUUUCCGCGUUGGAUCUGAAAGUUGGCUACUAUCAAGUUCUCGUGAAGAUACUGAUGUAG
This is a messenger RNA of Peronospora farinosa, 1632 nucleotides long. Lineage: Eukaryota; Oomycota; Peronosporomycetes; Peronosporales; Peronosporaceae. The record is from the annotation of a GenBank genome assembly.